Messenger RNA from Penicillium argentinense, 879 nucleotides. RefSeq lists its product as uncharacterized. The transcript has a single exon. Lineage: Eukaryota; Fungi; Ascomycota; Eurotiomycetes; Eurotiales; Aspergillaceae. The coding region runs from base 1 to 879 and encodes 292 amino acids. Gene Ontology annotation, biological process: transmembrane transport. The record is from RefSeq and is a predicted model, not a curated record. Gene Ontology annotation, molecular function: transmembrane transporter activity.
AUGCUUCCACUUGUGGGAGACCUUGUCCCCCCUGCUCGACGGGCAACGGCCCUUUCCAUCGUGUCUUCGGGAAUUGUACUUGGGCUGCUAUUCGCUCGACUCCUAGCCGGCAUCAUUGCCGCGUAUAUUUCGUGGCGGAACAUCUAUUGGCUGGCUCUUGGCCUGCAGUACCUCAUUGUUCUCUUGAUAUGGGCAUUCUUGCCGGAUUAUCCGCCAGUCAACACGGAUGUUUCCUAUUUCAAGAUCUUGGUAUCCAUUGCGACCUAUCUUAUCACCUCCCCCGUUCUCGUGCAAGCGACGCUGAUGGGGUUCUUUCUCUCUGCGACAUUCACCAGCUUCUGGACAACCUUGACAUUCCUUCUGUCGGGCAGCCCAUACUACUUCUCAACCAUCCAGAUCAGUUUGCUCUCCUUGGCAGGGCUCACCCCGAUUCUCUUGGGACCUUUUUACUCCCGCUUCGUGAUUGACAAGUACUCGCAACAUUUUUCGAUCGCUAUCAGCCUCACCAUUAUUUUCACUGGUAUUUGUAUCGGUGCCUAUACCGGGACAUUCCUUCUCGCCGGCCCGAUCCUUCAAGCGGCCUUCCAGGACUUUGGCUUGCAGAUGACGCAGAUUGCGAACCGUACGGCGAUUUUUCACGUCGCUCCGAAAGCUCGCAGUCGAGUCAAUACAGCAUACAUGAUUGGGGUGUUCUGUGGUCAGCUGAUGGGAACCGCAGUGGGCAACCGUGUCUAUGGCGAGAGCGGCUGGGUUCUGGCGGGAACGGUGAGUAUCGUUUUUGUCGGUGUAUCAUAUGUGAUUUGUUUUGUCAAAGGCCCGCUGGAGACCGGAUGGUUCGGAUGGAGUGGCGGGUUUCCGAUUCGAAGGAGAGAUUUAUGA